UUAAAUUGUUGUUUUAUUCCUUUUCAGUUUUCUCUUUCUUCUUAGACUUGGAGGAAAGGAGGCAAAGGGAUAAGGGAGCAGAACAACAGAGAGAGAGAGAGAGAAACAGAGUAAUAGUUGGUGGACAGAACAGAACAGAACAGAACACAAGAGAAGAAGACAGUUAUCUUCAAUGGAUCUUGUCAUGCACCACCCUCCUUCACUUCCCUCCUCAUCCAACAAUGUAAAAUCACAACAAUUGCAAGGAAGGAGAUUAUCCACCGUGUCCUUUGCAUUGCCUGAGACAGCAGCUUCAGUGGCGGUUACUGCAACCCUUGUUGCUGCAGCUGCCACUCUUCUUGUAAACAGAACCAAAUCUUCUGAUUCUUCAACACAGGUUGAAAUUAAAGUGAAAGUCUGUGAAGAUUGUGGAGGUUCUGGUAUAUGUUCAGAGUGCAAUGGAGAAGGAUUCGUGCUCAAGAAACGAUCCGACGAAAGCGCAGAGAAGGCAAGAUCACAAGCUAAGAACAUGGCUACUCGAUUCACAGCAGGGCUUCCAAAGAAGUGGAGCUAUUGUACAAAGUGCUCUUCUAGCAGAUCCUGUUCAACCUGUGAUGGAACUGGCAAAUUAAGCUACUAAACUUUCAAGAUUUAGAUUCAGAUGCCAUAAUCUGGUAACUGAUUAGUUAAUUUCUAAUUAGCAUUUUACUUGAUGUAUUGUUCUACAUGAAGCAAUUGCUUGUGUAAAUAUGUUGUAUUUGUUAAAUUAUUAAGCUAAUGUUGAACUUGGUGACGCAUUUAUUUAUGGUGGAUACUCUUAUGAUGACAUCUUCACAUGAAGAUAGAAUUGUGAACCAUUAGAUGAGUUGAUAAAGUUGACUAAAUAUAUUUGAUUAACUAUCUAAGAGUUCACAAUGUCAUCUUCAUAUAAAGAUGCCAUCAUGUGAGUAUUCCCAUUUAUUUAUAUUUAUAUAUAGUUUGUAUUUGUCA
Molecule: messenger RNA, 969 nt
Organism: Arachis stenosperma
Lineage: Eukaryota; Viridiplantae; Streptophyta; Magnoliopsida; Fabales; Fabaceae
Exons: 4
Coding region: 173-619 (148 amino acids)
Source: RefSeq, a predicted model, not a curated record